UUAUCACCAAAUUCUCUUUUCAUUCUUCAGUAAUGAGGUGCAAGCCAUUAGAGAAGACAAAGUUGAAGCAUAAGAAAGGCUUAUGGUCUCCUGAUGAGGAUCAAAAGCUAAGAGAUUACAUAAUGAACUAUGGUCAUGGUUGUUGGAGUGCCGUACCCAUCAAUGCUGGUCUGGAAAGGAAUGGGAAGAGUUGUAGACUAAGGUGGAUUAAUUAUCUACGACCAGGCUUAAAGAGAGGCGCAUUUUCAAUGCAUGAAGAAGAAACUAUCCUCACCCUUCAUGGCCUUUUAGGCAACAAGUGGUCUCUAAUGUCGCAACAUUUACCUGGCCGGACUGAUAACGAGAUCAAGAAUCACUGGCAUUCCUAUUUAAAAAAACGGGUAGCAAAAUCGGAAAGCCUUGAAGCUCAAAAUCCAAACACAGGAAAUAAUGAAUCAUCAUCAUCCUAUAUGAAUUCAAUGUCAAGAAACCUAAGCUUUGAUUCAUCAAAUACUGCAAAUCGUUCGUAUGUUAACACGGAUCAACAGAUCCCAGAAACUCAGAUCAAUAAAUUACCAAUGAUUUUAUUUGCAGACUGGCUUAACCUAGAAGAGUUUCAUGGGCAUAAUGGUUUGCUAUUCAAUAGUGGGGCUAGCAACGGCUCAAAUUACCAAGAUACCCCUGUGGAUGAACUGCUAUCAAAUGAAGCUUCCACAGUCAGCAUAGAGACAGAUAAUGAUCUUGAGCUUGGAGCCUGCAGAUGUGAGUUUUUUAGAGUUCUCUCUCACGUAAAACCAGAGGCAGGAAGACUGAUGAGUGGUACUAUCGCUUUUUUUUAUUACAUCCACAUCAAAUUUGGUGAAUUAGUAAGCCUAGUCAAUAGAACCAUACUAGGAAUCCUUCUUAUUGUCAUAAUUAGUUCAGUAUGCACAACAUUGCAAACAUGGUUUUUUUCUUCUGCAAGUGAAAGAAUUGUUGUUACCUUAAGAAAAAUCUGUUCACCCAUCUUGUUAAUCAGGUAA
Messenger RNA from Lactuca saligna, 1001 nucleotides. Lineage: Eukaryota; Viridiplantae; Streptophyta; Magnoliopsida; Asterales; Asteraceae. The record is from the annotation of a GenBank genome assembly.